Messenger RNA from Brassicogethes aeneus, 1269 nucleotides. NCBI's taxonomy places the organism in Eukaryota, Metazoa, Arthropoda, Insecta, Coleoptera, Nitidulidae. The record is from the annotation of a GenBank genome assembly.
AUUUUUUAAUCAGAGGAUUUUGUAGCGUGACAUUGGAGAAUACACCAAACAAGUUUUAUUGUGGUAAAACAAAACGGUAUAACGGUCUAUGUAUGCUAGUGCGGCUUUAAAUAGAUUUAAUUUGGAAUUCACGUGUUUUUUGUUAAAUAAGGUUAAGAUUUAAAUAAGAUGAAUAUUUUGGGAAUACAAUUUGCCCCUUUAAAUGUUCCAAUGCAAAGAAGACUGCAGACGCUUGCAGCAGCAGCUUGGUUUAUAAUAUUGGCAUUUGGAGGUUUCGCAGGCUGGGGCUUAACGGCUUACUUUAUACUAUAUACCAGACUGAGAUGGAUCACCCUAUUCUACCUGGGUUGGAUGUUUUUUAUAGAUAAAGAUAUAGAGGAAAGAGGCGGAAGGCCAUCAAAAUACAUGAAAAGUUUAACAUGGUGGAAAUAUCUGAAAGAAUAUUUUCCAUUUAAGUUAAUUAAGGUAGAAGGUGUGGAACUGGAUCCCAGACAAAAUUACUUGUUUUGUAGUUUUCCACAUGGAAUGUUAUCUGCUGGUUCGUUUAAUGCUUUUGUAUAUGAUCGCAGUGGAUUUAAUGAACACUUUCCUCACCAUCAAGCUUCUGUAGUUACAUUAGCCCAACAUUAUAAAAUGCCUUUCUAUAGAGACUUCGGAUUAAGCCUUGGUGGAAUAUCAGCUUCGUACAAAUCUAUUGACUAUGUUUUAAAGCAGCCAGAAGGUGGAAGAAUAGCCGUUUUAAUGGUAGGCGGUGCAGCUGAGGCUUAUUAUUGCAAACCUGGAGAAUACACAUUCGUUUUAAAAAAGCGAAAAGGUUUUGUUAAACUUGCAAUAAGAAAUGGAACACCUUUAGUUCCAGUACUGAAUUUUGGCGAGACAGAUUUAUUUACUCAAUUUUCUAGUUCUAAAGGUAGUUGGUUCCAUCGAUUACAAGAAGCUUUACGAAAGUAUACCGGAAUGGCUCCAAUUAUACCUUUAGGAAGAGGUUUUUUCCAAUAUAGUUUUGGGCUUGUGCCUCAAAGAAAACCACUAACUGUUGUUGUUGGCCAUCCCGUUAAUCUACAGAAAAAUUCUAAUCCAACACAGAAAGACAUAGAUGACGUCCAUUCCCAAUUUAUAGAAGCUUUAAAAGCAUUAUUCGACGAACAAAAAAAACAACAUUUUAAAGAUCCCAAAAAUAUAAAAUUAUCUAUUGUAUAAUAUUAAGCUGUUUGUUAAUAAAUAUUUGGUUUAAAUACUUGUUAAAAUAUAUUUGGGUUUUUCCUUUUA